CUGUUUAAUCAGCUUUUUGAUAUGCUACACCUGUCACGUGGAUGGAUUAUCUUGGCAAAGCAAUGUAAACAAAUUUACACAAAAUUGGAGAGUGGAGGUUUCAUUCUGGUCUCUUUUUAUAUAAACACUGUCUUUGGCAGGAGGAAAACCAAACUUGGAGGAACCAAAGACCUCCACAACAUCAAGACGACACCUCUGCUCCCAGAUCAAGUUAGGAAGCCUGAAAAGACCUGAGAGGACACACACGGGAGAGAAGCCAUACCAUUGUGGCCAGUGUGGAAAGAGUUUUAGCCUGUUAGGAAGCCUGAAAGCUCAUCAGCGAAUACACUCAGGAGAGAAGCCAUACCAUUGCGGCCAGUGUGGAAAUAGUUUUAACCAGUUAGGAAACAUGAAAAGACAUGGGAGAAUACACACAGGGGAGAAGCCUCACCAUUGCUCCCAGUGUGGAAAGAGUUUUAAGCGGUUAGACACCCUCAAAGAUCAUUUGCGAAUACACACAGGGGAGAAGCCUUUCCGUUGCGCCCAGUGUGGAAAGAGUUUUAGCCGGUCAGGAAGCCUGAAAGAGCACGAGCGAAUUCACACGGGAGAAAUCUUACCACUGAUCCCAGCGUGCAAUGGGUUUUUACCCAAUUAGGACACCUGAAAGAAGACAUGAGACCUCACAUGGGGGAGAAGCCUUACAAAUGUUCAGACUGGGGGGAAGGCAUUUUACUCAUCAGUAGCGUAAAAAACGUGCGAAUCCACACAGGAGAGAAUAAUGACUUCUCCUUGUGUGUAAAUGUAUAUUUCACAUCACAUUGACUUAAAAUUCAUCAGAGAACAUACACAGUGCUCCCAAUUGUCUUAUAUUGUGGACUGAGAAUGUGUUUACUUGUUUAUACCACAUGAAAUUGAAUGGUACAAAGUAUACUCAAAAAUAUAUUUGUGUGUUUUUAUUAGAAAAUAUGAAUUGAAUAUUGUCGUGUCUUUGCCAUCAUUAAAAGUGAAGACUUAUUUUACGCCCGAGUCUGGCCUCGGGUUAUUGAGAGAUCUGAUUUAGGAUUUACCCUCGUAGAAAGGUUGUUUUAUCAUGUGGUUUCAUUCGGGUCUCUAUUUAAAAAUAACACUGUCUUUGGCAGGAGAAAGGCCAGACUCGGAGGAACCAAAGCCGGGGACGUCCAAACUAGCAAGACGACACCAGUGCUCCCACUGUAGAAAGGGUUGUAACCGGUUAUGGGACCUGAUACAACAUGAGAAAAUGCACACAGGGGAGAAGCCUUACCACUGCUCCCAGUGUGGAAAGAGUUUUCACCAGAAAGCACACCUGAAAGCUCACGAGAGAAUACACACAGGGGAGAAACCUUACCACUGCUCCCAAUGUGGAAAGUGUUUCGUCCAAUCGGGGGAUCUGAAACAACACGAGAGAAUACACACAGGAGAGAAGCCUUACCACUGCUCCCUAUGUGGUAAGUGUUUCAAACAGAGCGGAAACCUGAAACAACAUGAGAGAAUACACACAGGAGAGAAGCCUUACCACUGCUCCCAAUGUGGAAAGUGUUUCAUUCGGUCAGGGGAGCUGAAACAGCACGAGAGAAUACACACGGGAGAGAAGCCUUACCACUGCUCCCAGUGUGGAAAGUGUUUCAACCAGGUGGGGGAGCUGAAACAACAUGAGAGAAUACAUACAGGAGAGAAGCCUUACCACUGCUCCCAGUGUGGAAAGUGUUUCAACCAGAGAGGAAACCUGAAACAACAUGAGAGAAUACACACAGGAGAGAAGCCUUACCACUGCUCCCAAUGUGGGAAGUGUUUCGUCCGUUUGGGGGAGCUGAAACGGCAUGAGAGAAUACACACGGGAGAGAAGCCUUACAACUGCUCCCAAUGUGGAAAGUGUUUCGUCCAUUCGGGGAAGCUGAAACAACAUGAGAGAAUACACACGGGAGAGAAGCCUUACAACUGCUCCCAAUGUGGAAAGUGUUUCAACCUGCCGUGGGAGCUGAAACAACAUGAGAGAAUACACACAGGAGAGAAGCCUUACCACUGCUCCCAUUGUGGAAAGUGUUUCAACCAGAAAGGAAACCUGAAACAACACGAGAGAAUACACACAGGAGAGAAGCCUUACCACUGCUCCCAUUGUGGAAAGUGUUUCAUUCGGUCAGGGGAGCUGAAACGACAUGAGAGAAUACACACAGGAGAGAAGCCUUACCACUCCUCCAAGGGUGCAAACCAUUUGCCCAUUUAGGAAGCAUGAAAGAACACAUUAGACUGCACACAAAGGAGAAGGCUUAGAAAAGCUCAGACUGUGGGAAAACAUAUUACUCAUAAGUCACUUAAACGUCAUUAGAGAAUCCACACAGGAGAGAGAAAUUACUUCUCUUAGCGUGUAUGUUGAUAUUUCACAUCACAUUGACUUAAAAUUCAUCAGAGAACAUACACAGUGCUCCCGUUGUCUUAUAUUGUUGACUGACAAUGUGUUUACCAGUCUUUACCAGAUGAAAUUAAAUGGUACAGGGUAUACUCAAACAUAUAUUUGUUUGUUUUUAUUAGAAAACAUGAAUUGAAUAUGGAAACUGUCAGUUUGAAUAUAAAGAAGAUCAGGUUCCUUCUUUUAAACUGUCCUUUUUUUAAACGCUUUGUGUGUGUUUAUCUGGGUCAUUCCUCCAGCACUACAGAUAAUCAAGUGAUAUUUGGAUGUGAUGCAUUAGUUCCAUUGUUGACAUUUGCAUUGUUGGCCCACUGAUGAUUUAAUGAAAUGAAAAUGUUCAGACUCUGUAAUGGAAAAUGUUAGUUGUAUGUGUGUCCACAUAACUGAGUAUGUGACUAACCUUGAGAAACUGUCCUAUUAUAAGCUCCUGUUCUUGGGAGUAUCAUCCUGUGUUGCAAACCAAUUUACACCUGUGUCCUUGUAUGAAUAAAGUCCCGCCCAGGAACAGGAAACUAUAAAGAUAUGUGCUAAUCACCCAAUGCUUCAGGAAUUCAGACUGUCUACACUGCGCUGUGUAACUCUGUUAUUCUCUCUGAGCUCAGAAAUAAAGAAUCUUGGUUUGACUCGGA
Molecule: messenger RNA, 3033 nt
Organism: Oncorhynchus gorbuscha (pink salmon)
Lineage: Eukaryota; Metazoa; Chordata; Actinopteri; Salmoniformes; Salmonidae
Product: gastrula zinc finger protein XlCGF17.1-like
Exons: 1
Coding region: 1070-2221 (383 amino acids)
Biological process (GO): regulation of transcription by RNA polymerase II
Molecular function (GO): RNA polymerase II cis-regulatory region sequence-specific DNA binding; DNA-binding transcription factor activity, RNA polymerase II-specific
Source: RefSeq, a predicted model, not a curated record